Messenger RNA from Brienomyrus brachyistius, 1190 nucleotides. RefSeq names its product proline-rich nuclear receptor coactivator 2 (gene pnrc2). The record is from RefSeq and is a predicted model, not a curated record. The transcript has 3 exons. Gene Ontology annotation, biological process: nuclear-transcribed mRNA catabolic process, nonsense-mediated decay. Gene Ontology annotation, cellular component: nucleus; P-body. NCBI's taxonomy places the organism in Eukaryota, Metazoa, Chordata, Actinopteri, Osteoglossiformes, Mormyridae. Bases 416 to 871 code for a protein of 151 amino acids.
GACGCCAUUUUAUUUCAAAUUAGACGGUAAAGGCGAAGAAGGUGUAGGUAGUGGCUUUUUCUUGUCUCACUGUGUGGUUGCCACCGUUUUAAGUUAACGUUAAGACGCGUUGUUCCUACGGCACAUCUACCGACGCGUCCUUCCCGAGGGAGACCGCGACGUCUGAGGCGCACUUUGGUAGUGGGAGUCGACCUGGGCCUUUGUGGAGCGCCGUGCUCCGGGGUUGAGUUGAUGUUCGACUCUGCUCUGCGGCCCAUGAAAACCUCAGACUCGCAUGAAGUGAAGUGGACGGAGGGAAGAAGACUAACGUUAGCUCCAAAGACCUGGAGCCCCAUCGGCGAGGAGAAACUGAGAGAGAGGGAGGCUGAGACCCUCAGCUGUUUGACGACAAAGAGGUGACACUUGUGAGGACAGAAUGGGAGGAGGAGAGCGGUACAACAUUCCAAUUGCCCACCCAGAGCACAAUGUGCCCAAGAAGAACCACCAAGGAGGGGGCAAAAACCGGGGAAGGAGCCACAACAGCUCAGCCCCGUUGCGUGCUGCUGCAGGACCAGCAGGGGGCCAGUCGCACAGCCCCCGCAGGGCAGACAUGGGCCCUGGUCACUCCUGGUCUCUCGAGACGCGGCAGGCUGUGUCUAUGGAGAAGCCCGCAGGCUGUGGCCAGGCCUGGGACCGCUCUGUGUCCCAGCUGGAUGUGCUGCUGGCACCCCAGAGUAGCCAUAACUAUGCAGGGGCCAAAUUCAGCGAGCCCCCGUCCCCGAGUGUGUUGCCUAAGCCUCCCAGCCAUUGGGUGGCAUUCUCCAUGGCUCCCUGUGACCGCCGUGAAGUGAUGGCCUUUCAGUUGAAGAGUCUCCUUAAGGUCCAGGCCUGAGUAGACUCUGGAUCAGGGUGCCCUUUCAUUGGCUAGCCUGUCAGGAACGACACGGUGCUGUAAUAUGCUUUCAGCAUGGUUUUAAGAACUUUUUACACUGUCUCCCAGAGGAAGGACAGGCCGUUUGGUACUCGUUCCUGCGCGCCUUUUGUUCUCGAAGUUAUUUACGAUGCAUUUUUAGCGGUGGUAUUACAGCAGCGUACCCUUGCUGAUAGGCAGAUGUCUGAGGGGGGGCUUGUCUCUAAGAAUGACAAACUUUCAGCACUGAUUCCGUCUACCCGACGGUCUGUUGGUGCUCUUUCGUCCCAGUUGGGGUGGG